AAGCUAAUUUAUUCUUCUAUGUUUUAGUCUCCUCCUUUCCUCUCGAUCUUAUCCACUUCCCUAACCAGACCAAACAAGCUUCCUCAAAAAGCACAAGGAAGAACGAAGACAAGAGAUUGAGAUGGAGGAGGUCAUCGUAGACGAUUCAGAGAUGUACGGAGCUCUUGUCACGGCGCAGUACGCACGGUUGCAUCAUCGUCAACACUGCGGAGAGAAUCAGUGUACCUCUGUUCUCGUCAAAUACAUCAAAGCCCCUGUUCAUCUCGUUUGGUCACUUGUCCGAAGAUUUGAUCAGCCUCAGAAGUACAAACCGUUUGUAAGCAGAUGUACAGUCCAUGGUCAUCCUGAGAUCGGUAGUCUCAGAGAAGUCAACGUCAAAUCUGGUCUUCCGGCGACAACUAGCACCGAGAGAUUGGAACAGCUUGAUGAUAAUGAACGUAUCCUCGGUAUCAACAUCAUUGGUGGUGAUCACAGACUUAAGAACUACUCUUCGAUCUUGACUGUACAUCCGGAGAUGAUCGAGGGGAGAGCAGGAACUAUGGUGAUUGAAUCUUUUGUUGUGGAUGUUCCUCAAGGCAACACCAAAGAUGAGACUUGUUACUUUGUGGAAUCACUCAUCAAGUGUAACUUGAAGUCCUUGGCUUGUGUCUCUGAAAGAUUGGCUGCUCAGGACAUAACAAAUCCCAUCGCCCCCACCUUCUGAAAAAACUUGGAGCGGAAUCAUUUAGAGCUGUGUUUGAAGAGAUUCAUUUAGUCUGGUUAUAUGUAUAGAGAAGCAUUUGUGGUCACAUGCAGUGCUAUGUUUUAGAUCAGGUCCAUAUGCCAUUUUGAGCCUGUGGUGAAAGUUUUGAUGUAGUUUAGUUUCUGGUGUUUGUUGGACAGUGUCUGUGUAUUUAUGAACCAUUUGUAAGAACAAACCAGAGCUACUUGAUAUGUUGUUGGUGGGUCAAUCAGAACACAUACUCCUGUUUUUGAGUACU
Brassica oleracea var. oleracea is the source of this 980-nucleotide messenger RNA. Its product is annotated as abscisic acid receptor PYL7-like. The transcript is spliced from 3 exons. The coding region runs from base 122 to 703 and encodes 193 amino acids. Gene Ontology annotation, cellular component: cytoplasm; nucleus. Gene Ontology annotation, biological process: abscisic acid-activated signaling pathway. Gene Ontology annotation, molecular function: signaling receptor activity; abscisic acid binding; protein phosphatase inhibitor activity. NCBI's taxonomy places the organism in Eukaryota, Viridiplantae, Streptophyta, Magnoliopsida, Brassicales, Brassicaceae. The record is from RefSeq and is a predicted model, not a curated record.